Polychytrium aggregatum is the source of this 378-nucleotide messenger RNA. RefSeq names its product velvet factor-domain-containing protein. Lineage: Eukaryota; Fungi; Chytridiomycota; Chytridiomycetes; Polychytriales. Bases 1 to 378 code for a protein of 125 amino acids. The transcript is spliced from 5 exons. The record is from RefSeq and is a predicted model, not a curated record.
AUGAUCCCAGGCAAGCCAAGCGAUCUGACAAACGACUGCAUACCUACCCUCUUUGGCACGACGAUAUCCCAAAGCUACUUUCUCAAGGACGAGCGUGGCCAACCAGGCGUGUUCUUCAUCUUCGAUCACCUGUGCGUUCGGAUCGAAGGCCACUACCGACUCAAGUUUUUCCUGUACAAUCUAGUGGAUCCGCAGAGAAUUGGCAGCAUCAGCUCGAAUCCGGCCUCGAGUACCAUCCUGGCCGAAGCCGUCAGCGAUCCCUUCGAGUCGUAUAACUGGAAGGACUUUCCGGGGAUGGACGAGGACAGCAAGCCCAACAACACACUCUGGUCUUUCACUGGCUUCACGACCUGUAUCUGCGCUGGGCUCUAUCCAUAG